This is a messenger RNA of Phytophthora sojae, 1830 nucleotides long. RefSeq lists its product as hypothetical. Gene Ontology annotation, biological process: mannan biosynthetic process. The record is from RefSeq and is a predicted model, not a curated record. Gene Ontology annotation, cellular component: Golgi apparatus. Bases 1 to 1830 code for a protein of 609 amino acids. Lineage: Eukaryota; Oomycota; Peronosporomycetes; Peronosporales; Peronosporaceae. The transcript has a single exon. Gene Ontology annotation, molecular function: alpha-1,2-mannosyltransferase activity.
AUGGAGGCCGCGCCUUGGGCUCGACGAUGGAGACCCCACUUCCUUCAGACGCUGCUGCUCGGCAGCAUGCUGUACGCGGCGCUGGUGCUGGGCUGGGCGAUGACCAACAUGCACUCGAGCGGCAGUCAGGCUAAUUCCAUGUCGAUGGAGUUUGAGACGGUCUUGGAGCAGGUGCAGCGACCCAUGACUCACGUGCUGCAGAAGGUCAAGGACACAGUGGAGGAGAUACGACGCACGCCUUCGCCUGAGGAGCUGGAGGCGGUGGCGCACGCAGACUCCGUUCCGAACCUGCCAGGCGGACAAUUGCAGUGGAGGAACCUCACGUGCCUUGGCUGGCGAGCCACAAGUGGCUGCAAACCCGACGGUCCGCGUGUGGUGGCGAAGGACUCGAGUUGUGAGGAGGAAGUUCCUGAGGGGAGCUCCGGUUACUGCGAGGUUCAGGACGCGAACACAGGCGAGUCCUUCCGUGUCAUGCGUCGGACGUGUGCGAGUUACAAGAAGUCCCAAGUGUUUCGAUGUGUUGACGCUCCGCAGUUCGCCAAUUACCACGUGGAGGCCAUGAAUGCCGUUCGAGACGCUCUCGCUGCGGGUUCUGCUCCCCCCAAUGUCGCGCAAAACGAAGAAGCUCAAGAUGGAAUUGUCAUGGUUGUGUAUCCCAAGCUCAUUGCCAGCGCGUACGCCACGAUCCGCACCCUGCGCGAUGUUUUGGGCUGUCGGUUGCCCAUCGAGGUUUGGUUCCGGCAGGAUGAAAUCGAUCGCGUACCGAGAGCGCUCACCCCCCUGCAGCAGCUAGCGCAGAACGACACCGUGGGCGACAUCAUCUUUCGCGAGAUCAACGACUCGGAGGCUGUUCGCUUCGGAGCCAAAGUGUUUGCACUUUACAACAGCGACUUCGAUCGGAUCCUCUUCCUCGAUGCCGACAAUGUGCCUGUCCGAGAUCCAACGUAUUUGUUCCAGUCUCCCGAGUUUGAGAGGACGGGCGCUGUCUUUUGGCCUGACUACUGGCAUCCCCAGUACACCAUUUUCUACCUGCACGGGGACUCGCUGCUGUGGGAACUUCUCGACAUGCCGUACGUGGACAUGUUUGAACAGGAGAGCGGCCAGCUUCUGAUUGACCGACGACGGCACGCCGCGCCAUUGGAGCUCGUGCGGUUCUUCACAUUCUACAAACCGAAUCCGAUCGAGCAGCUUAAACUGCUGUGGGGAGACAAGGACCUCUUCCGCUUCGCCUGGAUCAAGCUGAACGUGCCGUUUUACAUGGUUCAAACGCCUCCUGGGGUCGCCGGCGCAGUCAACGGGACUUCAUUUUGUGGCAUGACCAUGGUCCAGUAUGACGCUCAGGGCGAUGUGUUAUUCUUGCACCGAAAUGCCAAGAAGCUCACGGGCGAGGUUUUGUACAAGCCUGUGAACUAUCACAUCGAGGCCAGGAAGCGCAUCAGGUCGAGGUUGAUCAAGCAGGGCAUCCACAGAAUCCCCACUGUGGAGGAAGUGGAAGGAGAGGUCAGGACGAUAAGGAAGACGCCACCGCCAAGGCUUGAACCGGCAGAACCCGACGGAAUGGCAGACCAAGCCAUUUGGACGCAUUUGCUGUCCUUCCGGAAAGAUGCCCCCCGUUAUGAGUACAAGGUCAAGUCGUACUAUGCGGCGCCAGAUUUCAAGGAGAGACAGCGGUGCUAUGGCGAACGCGACUAUAAGAGAGCCAAGUAUUUCGAGAUGCAGGAGUUCGCCCACCUGAGCUUUUCUGGCUUGGAGACGCACGUUCGGCGGUUUGCCAUGGAGGCAGCGCGGAUUCGCCGUGGUAAUGCAAAGUUACCUUGGUUAGCCACAUAA